Molecule: messenger RNA, 1280 nt
Organism: Paramecium sonneborni
Lineage: Eukaryota; Ciliophora; Oligohymenophorea; Peniculida; Parameciidae
Source: the annotation of a GenBank genome assembly
UAUAAAUGUAUAAAACAAUUCAGAAAUUAGGAGAUGGAGUAUUUGGUAGUGUAACAAAAGCUCUAGAUGAACGAACUUAAGAGUUUGUUGCAAUAAAGUGUUAUCGAGACAAUUCUGUUAGAGAUGAGAGUAAGAUAAAGGAGAUCUAAAUAUUAAAAAAAUUAAACCAUCCAAACAUAAUAAAAUUAAGAGAUGUGAUAAAAGAAAAGAAGACAAUAGGAAUAGUACUUGAUUAUUGCGAGAGAAACUUAUUACAAUAUUAUAAAUCAGUAAAGGAGAGAAAUAGAACUUUAUGCGAAUAGCAAAUUUAGAGCAUAGUUUAUUAAAUAGCUAGUGCAUUGAAUUAUUUACAUACAUAAGGUUAUUUACAUCGGUAUAGUAUUGGUUAUUAAUUGAAUAGAGACUUGAAACCUGAGAAUAUAAUGAUUUAAGAUAAUGGAAUAGUGAAAUUAAUUGAUUUUGGAUAAGUCACUUAUUAAAAUGAGUAACAUACUGAUUAUGUAUCUACAAGAUGGUAUAGAGUAUCAAAAUAAUUGUGAUUAUUAUAGUCUCCUGAAUAAAUAAAGUAAUAAGCCUACACAUAGGAAAUAGAUAUAUGGUCUUUUGGUUGUAUAAUAGCAGAACUAUACUUGUUAUCACCAUUGUUAGCUGGGAAUACUGAGAUUGAUUAAUUAUACCAAAUAUAGAAUUUGAAUUUGAAUCAAUAUUGUAAGAUAAUUCCACCUUAACCUUUAAAAUUGAUAAAGAGUAUGUUAUAAGAGGACCCAAGAUAGAGAGUGACAGCUAUAGAGAUUUUAUAGAAUAAUUGGUUAUGUCAUCCUUUUAAGUUUUUACCAAAAGAAUUGGAUGUUCAAGAUGAUUCAAAAUAUUUAAUAAGUCCAGCAUAAACACCAGCAAAAGUGUAGACAUAUUUAGAGAAAUAAGAAAAUAAUUAAAAAAUCAUUAAUCACAAUUCGAAUGUUAGUUUUAAUUUUAUGCAAACUAUGUAAAAUAAUAGUAAUGUGGAUGAAGAUUUAGAUUGUGGUUAUAUUCCUUCUUAUGUUACUUCACUUUAAGGAACUUAAAAAAAAAGAGUGAUUCCUCAAUAAUGCCAUGAAUAGCAGAUCUAAAAUCCGAGAAUUGAAGAACCAUAAAUUGUAUGUAUUAAGAGUACUAUUAAUUUAUAAUAACAGAAUAGAUCUAAUAGAAACUUCUUUUCUAAACCGUAUUAUAUAUUAUUAUUACAUCUUAGAUUGCUUAAUACAUAGAGAAAAAAUAAUAAUUAGACUGAAAUAUAUUGA